UUUGCGCACCGCCUCUCUCACACGAGGAAGAUGGCUGCGGCCGUGGUGAAGGUGUGCGUGUUUCGGCUGAGGGUUGCAGCGGGCUGCAGUGGGAGGUUGUUUGGGGAGAAUGUGGGACUACCCUGUCGAAGAUUUUCUAGUGGUCGGAGGACUCUGCAUGCUGCCUCUGUGGGAGCGGUGGCCCGUCUGCGGCCCCUGCACGUGCUGUUAGCCACUGGCAGUGGCUACCUGGGCUACUCCCAGUAUGGAUGGUACAAGGACAGAGAGCUGGAGAGACAAGGGAUCGAGGUUCCUCCACACGUGGCUCAUGAAGUGCAGGUUGGGGAAACUGUUUAG
Molecule: messenger RNA, 336 nt
Organism: Polyodon spathula (Mississippi paddlefish)
Lineage: Eukaryota; Metazoa; Chordata; Actinopteri; Acipenseriformes; Polyodontidae
Product: phosphatidylserine decarboxylase proenzyme, mitochondrial-like
Exons: 3
Coding region: 31-336 (101 amino acids)
Source: RefSeq, a predicted model, not a curated record